CAAUGUCAAAAAAGUGCCAAAAAGAAAAGAAGAGAGAUCUUUCUGAGACUGUAAAAAAAUUGCUUUCAACUCAGACACAAUGCAAUAAUUUUUUAAAGCGUUAGUUGUUUAAUGUUAUUCACGAAAUACUUUGUUUUCAUAGUAUACAUAAAAUGCUUAUAUGCUUAAUCUUAAUUGUUAACUUCUUGUGAAAAGAGUCUCGACACGAUUGCAAAAGUAGUCCGAGGAUAAACGUCAUUAUUUUUAAGAAUCGUCGUAUCACCAAUUUGAAGUUAUCAUAAAAUCAUAAUGGAAAUGGAAAAAGAAGAGGGCGAAAUGAGUGAUAAUGAAAUGGAAGUGGAUGAUAUUGUCGUGCCUGCUAUGCAAGAUAUAGAGAAACACACUGUGUUAUACAAGAAAGAAAAGAAUGGUUUAGUUCUGGAACUACUCGAAAAAGUAGAUGCUCAUAAACUUGAAGAGAGGGCAAAACGAUUUGGUUUUAGUCUUACAGGCAACAGAGUUGUGACACAAGAGCAAAUUGAUGAUCUGUACAAUAAUUUUGGUAUAAAAGAAGGCAACGAACGGCAUUUUCGAUUUGAUACUUUACACUUAGCUGGCAUUGAUGGACUUUCCACCAAAGAUAUAUUUGAAUAUCUUGAAGAUUAUAAACCUGUUGCCAUUGAGUGGAUUGAUAAUAAUUCAUGUAAUAUUGUUUGUCAAGAUCAUAUAGCUGUUGCUUUGGCACUAUUACUUCAUUCACGGGAAAUAACAGAUGAAGAUUUAAAAGAAAUGAUUCAUGAAAAAUCUUCUUACCACUGGCGAGAAGGUUUACCACAUCCCAAUGUGGAUAUGAUCUUGAUGAGAUUUGCAACACAUAGUGAUAAGAAAAUUACUAAAAUAAAAUAUGAAAAACAAAUUGCUCAAAGUAUGGAUGAUGGUAAUGCUAUAAGUAAGAAUCCUUGGGGUGACUUAUGCAUGUCUUGGGGUGUGUAUGAUCAUCAAGAAGUAUUUCGCCGUAAAUUGCCUCAAGAUUAUGAUGAUGAUGAGGAAGACAAUGAUAAUGAACCUAACAAAAGGAUACAAAUAAAAAGUAAACAACUUGCCAUGCGUCUUGGAAAAAGAAGUAAUAAAACAGAAGACUCAGAUGAGGGUUCAUCAGAUUCGGAGUGGAAAAAAAAAUCGAAAACACCCAGAAUGAGGAUGCAUGCUGAUGAUGAAGAGUGUAAACAAAAAAAGCCUGUAGUUGAGCACUCUGAGGAAGAAAAUACAUAUGCUCCACUUUCCAUUGAAGUUAUAAAUACAACAAAUGACUGCACACCUCGAACAACAUUAAGGGUGUCCGAAAAAUUUAAAAGUAAUGCUAAAACAGAUAACACGUUUAGAAAGAAGAGCUUAAAAUCUAGGUUAGGUGCUAAAGUACCUGCACGAGAUCCGGUAUCAAGUGAUGAAUCAUCAGAUAAUUCAGAUUCACUUAUAAUGAGCAGAGUCCAAAAAGUUAAUAAAGUGCUUAAACCACACAGCUCCAGUGUGUGGUCUAGAUUAGAGCUGAAAUCUGGCAGUGUGGAGGAACCUAAAGAUUUAAGACAAAAAUUAAAAUCACGGAAACAGAAAAAACCUGAUGACUUACGAGAUGUUUUAAGCAAAACCAAACAAUCAAAUUUAAUCAUUGAAUUAGACAAUAGAAAUAAAUAACUUUUAUUAAAAUCUUUCACUUUUAUUAUAAACUAAUGGAAUCCCACUAUGCAUUGGAUGCCAAAAUAAUAUAAUGUUGUGAUAUUGAGAUGUUCAUGUAAUCUUGAUUAUUAAAAACAUGCAAUAGCCUUGAAAUAAAACAAGAGGUUGUUAUAAACAUAUUUUUAAUAAUAAAAAAAGAAUUUGUGCUGGUUUGUGUUAAGUGCUCUUAUGACUAACGCAUAUAUUACCUUUUUCUGUGUAGUUUAGUUUUUGUUAGGGUGUAGUGUAUAAUAAGUAGCAUUAAAUAUUGUGAUCUGAAUAAACUUUUAAAUCUUUCAUAAAUGUAUAAAGCAACAUAUCUAAAACUAUAAUUAAUUCGGUACAAAUUGAGUAUUUUAAAUGGCUUUAUGUGUAUAAAGUUAACUUAAACUUCUUACAAAAUUUUAUAAUGAAUAAUGAGAAUGUGGUUUGAUUUAUAUAAAAAAAUGGACACAUUAAAUGCAGUUAAAUAAACAACCUCAAGUUCUUACAGGUUUAUAUGGUGGGCUACAUUAAUGACAUAAGCCUAUGUUAAGUAUAGCUAGUAAAUGUUAGUAAUAGCACAGUUAAGUUUAAAACUUAUAAAUAAGAAAAAGAAUAUUCGAGAACCUGAUACCGCGUGCAGCGGAUAAUAAAAAAAAAGAUAACAAUAUAAAUUGAAUUGUUAAGCAAUAAAAAGUAGCAAGUUUGAGCGCCAUUAAAUAGAAAGAUGAAAACUUUCGAGACAUCGUUUUUUCUUUUUUAUAUAAUGUUAGAUAGAUCUAGUUUUUUUAUACAAUAUUAUCCAAAAUAUCAAUACAAUCUCUGUACAAUGAUUAUGUCAUUACAGGUCAAUAUUGAAGUGAUUUUUUUCAAAUUUUAUUAUAAACUAUAUAGAAAUCUGGUAGUAGUACCCGGUGUGUUCAAUAACAUUAUUAAGAAAUUUCAUUAAGUAAAUAUUGAUAUCUUUUAAGAAUAGUCAAUAUAAUAAAAUCAAUUCAUAGGAAAAAUAUUUUUGUAUUUUUUAUACUUCAAAAUUACCAAUCUGGGUAAAAUGAAAUAAGUGACCCAGAAGGUGUCAUCCUAUAUGUGAAUGUAAAAAUGUUUUUCCCAUAAAUUGUAUGUUACAAAUCAAACUAUUUUUACAAAACAGAUGUAAUUUGACAUGCAAUUUGUGCUCAAUUCUAAAAUUAACGAUAAUUAUUAUUAAUUAUGGACAAUUUAUUAUAAUUUAAUUAGGAAUUAACUAUA
Messenger RNA from Papilio xuthus (Asian swallowtail), 2922 nucleotides. RefSeq lists its product as uncharacterized. Gene Ontology annotation, cellular component: nucleus. The record is from RefSeq and is a predicted model, not a curated record. Bases 289 to 1671 code for a protein of 460 amino acids. Lineage: Eukaryota; Metazoa; Arthropoda; Insecta; Lepidoptera; Papilionidae. Gene Ontology annotation, molecular function: mRNA binding; RNA 7-methylguanosine cap binding. The transcript has 3 exons.